Salvelinus sp. IW2-2015 is the source of this 4988-nucleotide messenger RNA. The record is from RefSeq and is a predicted model, not a curated record. NCBI's taxonomy places the organism in Eukaryota, Metazoa, Chordata, Actinopteri, Salmoniformes, Salmonidae.
AGAGAGAGAGAGAGAGAGAGAGAGAGAGAGGGAGGGAAAGGCUACUUUCAUUUAAUAGUGUUGAAGGAAUGGCAUGUAGGCACAUUUCUUCUUUGCAUUUUCUUGUCAUUAUUUGAAAUAAUGGAAUAGGUCCUACGUCUUCACAUUUACGAAUUGCGCGUGCAACAGUCGUAUCAUCAUCGGACGACCACUAGACAAAGCAGUCGUUUAUCGUUUCUCUUGUCGGAGUACUUUUAGAGGUCUUGUGAAACGCUGGUAGUUUUCGCGUUGACUGCCCUUGGUUUCGGGCCUCGUGUUCUUGUGCGAAUGAUUUAACAUAGUUGUGGCUUACUUUGUUUGAGUUCUAUUAUGGAGUUACCGUCCACAGAAAAUAAAUGUUUCACAGAGAGUAACCUGAACUCGGCGAAUAGGCGUAGACAAGGAGUCAUGCCGACAAUACACACCACUACCCUGUUUCUUAUUUUCACCAAAGUUCUCACUGUUCACGCCGCCUCCUUCCACUUCACCAAGGAGCCCAAGUCCCAGGAUGCCUUGCACGGCCGGAGUGCCAUGUUACGCUGCGAGGUCAGCGACGCGGAGAGCGUGAGUUACAGUUGGCUGCAAAACGGCGAUGCGGUGAACGACACGGAGCGCCUCUUUCGGGAGGGCGGCAACCUCAAGUUCACCGCUGUGGACCGCGUGCUGGACGCCGGGACCUUCCAGUGCCUGGCCGCCAACAAUGCCACGGGAGAAGAGGAGCGCUCCACCGAGGCGUCCUUCAACAUCAAAUGGCUAGAGAGUGGUGGGGUGACCCUGAAGGAUCCUGCAUCAGAGCAGGACAUCGAGAGCUCUGCCCCUGUGACGUUGAGGUGCAACAUCGAUGGACACCCACGACCAACAUGCCACUGGUACAGAGACGGUGUGCGCCUGCCGGAGAAGAGCCAUCAGAUCAACAACAAGGAGCGAACUCUGACCCUGCCCAGUGCCAGCCCAGACAACAAUGGCCUCUACUAUUGCUGUGCCAAAAAUCCAGCCGGGCACGUGUGCAGCAAUGCCAACUUCACCCUCAAUAUCAUAGAUAAGAGUUUCCCUCGUCCCGUGGUGGUUCCUGAGGACCUGGUGGUGAUGCGGAACGAGGAGGCCCUCCUUAACUGCCUGUUCACCGCCGAGCCCCCUCCCACCCAAGAGUGGUACCACCAGGAUGAGCUCAUCACCAACAAGUCCCGGUUGGUGAUGUUGAACAAUGGCUCCCUGCUCAUCACCCAGGUGAAACCCAGAAACACUGGGCUUUACAAAUGUGUGGCCAAAGGGCCCCGCGGACUCCCUGUCACUCUGGAGGCCACCGUGAACCUAGCAGAAAUCGAGGAGAUGGGCCCCAGCCAGAGCCGGGUCUUCUCUGCCAACUCCCUGGAGCGGGUAUCCUGCCGCCCCCCUCGCGGCCACCCGGAGCCCGAUGUGUGGUGGGAGUGGGGCGGGGAACGCGUUCCCUCAGAGGGCAGGGUCUACCAGGACGGACUGGAGCUGGUCUUCAGCCCCACCCAGGGGGAAGACUCAGGAUUGUAUACCUGCGUGGGCCAGAACAAAGCCGGUACCAGGAGGCAGGAGCUGACCGUCACCGUGGCCACCCCUCCGGAGUGGGUGACAAAGCCAGAGGACAGCCAGCUGGAGGAGGGCCUCCCUGGGUACCUGCAUUGCCACACCCGCGCCACACCCCAGCCCGAGGUUACCUGGUACCGCAACUUCAUCCCCAUCACCACCGAGGACAUUCGCUUUAAGCUGUACCCCAACGGGACCCUGAGGAUCAACAGUGUGGAGGUGUAUGAUAACCACUUAUACAUGUGUCGGAGCCAGACGGAGGCCGGGAGGGUGGAAGGCCGGGCCCGGGUCUUCGUACUUGAGAAGCUGAAGUUCACACCCACCCCCCAGCCCUCCCAGUGUCUGGAGUUGGACAAGGAGAGCACUGUGCAGUGCUCUGCCAAGGGCCGCGAGACCCCCACCAUUCAGUGGACCAAAGCAGAUGGCAGUGAGCUGCCGGAGCAUGUAGUCCAGACCGGCGGCGUGCUCCACUUCGCAAAGGUGACGAGGGACGACGCGGGCAACUACACCUGCCUGGCAUCCAACAGCCUGCAGGGCCAGAUCACAGCCGCCGUGCAGCUCACCGUAGCAGUGUAUAUAACAUUUAAUAUGGAGCCGGAGCACACCACUGUUUACCAGGGCCACACAGCCAUUCUGCACUGCCAGGCCACCGGUGACCCCCAGCCCUUUAUCCAGUGGAAGAAGAAAGACAAGUUCCUGGAGCCUCGCAAGAGCAGAUUUCAGAAGAUGCCCAAUGGCUCUCUGGUCAUCCAUGACGUGAGUGUGGAGGACACGGGAAGCUUCACAUGCAUCGCUGGCAACAGCUGCAAUAUCGGCCACACAUCGGCAGAGCUCUAUGUCGUAGAGAAGCCCGUGCACCACUCGUUGGAGGAGGACGAAAAGGCGCCCUACAAGAUGAUCCAGACAAUCGGCCUAUCGGUGGGCGCCGCCGUGGCCUACAUCAUCAUCGUCCUGGGCCUGAUGUUCUACUGCAAGAAGAGACGCAACAGGGAGAGGAGGGAGACAGAGCACCUCAACGGGGGCACGGUGCAGACCAACGGGCAGGCCACCGCUGAGAUCCAGGAGGAGGUGGCACUGACCAACAUGGGCACCACGGCCAGCAGUGCCAACAACAAGCGCCACAGCAGCCACGAGAAAGGGCCCUACCCCCGCGCCAACCUGACCACCAUCACCACUCUGGGAAAAGGUGAGUUUGGCGAGGUGUUCCUGGCCAAAGCCAAGGGCCUCAUGUCAGCAGGAGGCAGUGAAGAUGAGGAGGAGACAGUGGUGCUGGUGAAGAGUCUGCAGACGCGGGACGAGACCCUGCAGCUGGAGUUCCGCCGCGAGAUCGAGAUGUUCGGCAAGCUGGGCCACCCCAACCUGGUGCGCCUACUGGGCAUGUGCAGAGAAGCCGAGCCCCACUACCUCAUACUGGAGUACGCUGAAUUGGGGGACCUGAAGCAAUACCUCAAGAUGUCCAAGAACAAGGAGGAGAAACCCAAGUCCCAUCACCUCAGCACCAAGCAGAAGGUGGGGGUGUGUCUGCAGGUUGCCCGGGGGAUGGAGCAUCUAUCCAAUCAGCGCUUCGUCCACAAGGACCUAGCCACCCGCAACUGUCUGAUCAGCGCCAAGAGACAGGUCAAGGUGUCUGCACUGGGGCUCAGCAAGGAUGUCUACAACGAUGAGUACUAUCACUACCGGCAGGCGUGGAUCCCUCUGCGCUGGCUGCCCAGCGAGGCCGUGUUCGAGGACGACUACUCCACCAAGACGGACGUGUGGUCCUUCGGCGUGCUCAUGUGGGAGGUGUUUAGCCUGGGGGAGCUGCCGCACGCUGCGCUCGACCACGACAAGGUCCUCGAAGAGCUGAGGGAGGGCCGGGGGAAGCUGCCCCUGCCCCAGGGCUGUCCUUCUCGGGUGUACAAGCUGAUGACUCGCUGCUGGGCCUCCAGCCCCAAGGACCGCUCCUGCUUUAGUGACAUCGUCUCUGCCCUGAGCGAACUGCCCUCCGAGAGCAAGGUGUAACACACACGGCCCAGGUGCACAGUUUGUGUGUGUGUAAGGGUAUGAAUGUUUUAUCAAUGGGGGGAGGUGACGUGUGUGAGAGCGGAUGUGUACGUGAAGGACAUAUACACGUUGUUGUUGUUGUGCAUGCAUGUAUUGGCCUUUUGAGUUUGUGUGUCUAGCACUCCAGGACUAUCCUACUCCGCCUGGUUGGCUUCUGUAGUUAGCGUCUGCAAGAGCAGAACGAGACUCUUAACAACAAGGAACUUUGGUCGCAAUUGAGGACCCAGCCGAGAAGAGCUCAACAUCCAAUGAGCUUCUCCUUCUUCUCUAUGGAUUAAAAUGACUAUUUUUUACAAUGAGGACUUAUAUUCUGCCUUAGCAGGUCAAAUGGUGUCUAUAACAUUUUAAUCUAGAAACUAACGACAGUUAACGUUGGCACGGUUUUCACCCCAAUUGAAUCUUUUCUGUUACUCAUGUUUGCGAAUGGACAAGACAAAAGGGACAUUUUCUUCCCAGAGCCAAACGGGACAUGAAGGUACAACCUCUUCAGGAGGUAAAAUCUUAUCUCUCACCCUGUUAGAUAUGAUCAGAACGAGGUAAAGGGCCAGCAGUGGCAUUAUUGAACUUGUGUGGAGUUUAGCUGGAGUGUGGAUGGAAUCACCGCUUGCUCACAACACUAGUUUUCCUUGCCUUGAAGGUAAAUCUUUGGUUGAUUUUAAAGUAUAGUCGUGGCAGUAUAUGGACCCUGAAUUAGCUUCAACAUGCUAUUUUGGAGUUAAGAUAACUGAUCAUCUAAGCUGUAGCAUUAUAGGCUAGCUAUUUUAUAAAGGCCAUCCUGUCAUGAACAGUUUUGUACUCCUAUCAAAGAUGUCUGAAUGUUACUGCUCCAUUUGCCCAUCAAUCAUCCAAUCCUAUCGCGACCAGAGCUUUUCCAAUCAGAGUGGGAGAAACCUUUCUUCGUAGACAUUUGUCUAAAAGUGCUUUGUAUACAUGCUUAAAACAUGCACUGAUCACAACUAUACCUUUUUGUUUUCUAGAAGGAUUGUUUCGGAGACCUGUUAACUUAUUUUAAAGGUCCUGUUUUGUAUUUUUUCACUGUAUAGAAAGGUACUAAGCUUCUUUGAUAUAAUUUUUUUAUGUGCGAGGCAUUUUAUGAUUUGUGUAAUAGUUUGUCUUUUUUUUUUUUUUUUUUUUUGAAAUAAGGUUCUCCUGAAUUGAAAAAAAAUGCCUGGCAAAUGAAGGACUUUGCAUCAGAUUGCUUUCUUGCUAUUGUUUUUAUAUUUACUUUCUUGCUUUUCUUUUAAUAUUUACUUUUUUACUUGAACAUUUUUAUACAUUACAGUUUUCUAUUUUAAGUAUGUUUAUACAAACGCAUAUUAGCCAUGGCAUAUACAUGGCGCUGGUCCAAUAAAAUAUUUGUUGUAAAUGUA